GUCAGAUGUCAUUCUUCAUUGUUUGGUUGCGUCAGUUGUGUGCGUCAUUUUGGUAGUUAUUCUAAUUAUUGUUAUUGAGGUUUUGAGAUUUAAUAAGUGACAUCGGUUUAAUACUUAAAAAAUUCACCAAAUUGUUUCGGAAGGUAAAAAUAAAAAUUACAAGUAAACAUUCGCGACAAUGGCGACUUUAAAGUCUGAUUUGGAUGACUAUCUGCUACAAAACGAGAGCCGUAGAAGUUACAAAUUUGGUUUGCCAUCAUUCUCGAGACCCAGUUUCCUAUCUCGAAGCAACGAUGAAAGUCCAACCAGCACUAGUUCUACAAGUACAUGGUUUGAUAAUGUUCAGAAGGAAUACUUUACUUUGAGUCGCACUCAGAGAUUUAUGGGAUUUGGAAUUUGUAUGUGCUUUGGAUUACUAUGUUUCAUACUGUCCUUCCUGUACAUACCUAUAUUGUUGUUACAAGCCAGAAAGUUUGCUCUGUUAUUUACUCUGGGAAGUCUGUUCUUCAUUUUCAGUUUCAGUUUUCUCUACGGACCAUGGUCACAUUUCAAGUCAUUAUUCUCAAAAGAGCGAGUUCUAACAACAUCUUUAUAUGGAUCCACACUAAUAGCAACACUGUAUUGCGCAUUACAUCUGCAGAGUACACCUCUGACCAUUGUAUGUGCGGUGGCGCAGGUCCUUGCUUUGCUCUGGAUAAUGGUGGGCUACGUCCCCGGUGGUUCCUCCGGAAUGAGAUUCUUUGGUAGCAUGUUCAAGUCAUCUGUAUCCAAUACUCUACCAAUAUAACAAACAGUUGUUUCUAGUGCUAGUGUGUUACGAACUUUGUGCUUAAAUAUGAUGUUACUUAUCUUGUGGUUAUAAUUGACUUUUAUUUACAUCGGAAACUGACUGAGAUACGGUUAAAAUUUUGUGUAUGGUAUAUUCUAAGCAUUUAUAAAUGAAAUUGAAAACUAAGGUAUAUUUUUAUGGGAUACUUGUUCACAUAUCAAUUAAGAUUAGUUAGACUUAGUUCACGUAAACAAUUGCAAUUUUUCAAUCAUAUAUUUUAUUCUUAUUUUAAAAGUACAGCUUAAUCAUCCUUACCUUUACCUUGCCGACAGCACUUCUUCAAUUAAAGUCAAGACUUUCGUUCAAAUUCUUGUAAUUAUUUUAAUGUAAAGUGAUAACAUAAAAAAUAUGUUAUUUCUUUUUUGCUUAAAUUAUUUUAAAAUGUUAAUUGACAAAAAAGGAAAUUAGUUGAUGGAGCUUAUUGCUAUUUAGUUGAAUGGUUAUAACAAGAACUUGAUUGUAAAAUGUAUAUUUUCAUUAUGUACAGUUUUGAUGUGAAAUUAUGUAUACUGCUAAGCUCAUCAUAUUCAAGUCUAUUGAUAAAUUAUAUUGUCUUACAUAGACUGAUACUGUUUACUGUAAACAUUUUACUAUAAAAUCUUUGUAUAAAAACACUCAAAUUAUAGACUUAAACGCACAUUACAAUAUUUAAGAUAAGAAUUUUCGAUUUUAUACACAUGAAUAUUUUUAAUACAAAAAAUUGUUAAACACUCUCUUUGCUGAGUUCCCUUUUAUAUCUGAUGGAGUAGCAUUCAAAGUGUUAAAUAUCUGGCAGCCACAAAUAGAAAUGAAUAUAUUAUUAUGAUAAAUUUUAUUUUCUCUGUGAUAAAACAUUUAAAU
Papilio xuthus (Asian swallowtail) is the source of this 1669-nucleotide messenger RNA. RefSeq names its product protein transport protein sft2. NCBI's taxonomy places the organism in Eukaryota, Metazoa, Arthropoda, Insecta, Lepidoptera, Papilionidae. Gene Ontology annotation, biological process: vesicle-mediated transport. Gene Ontology annotation, cellular component: membrane. Bases 179 to 787 code for a protein of 202 amino acids. The transcript has 3 exons. The record is from RefSeq and is a predicted model, not a curated record.